UACUGCUGGGAAAGCUGCAGUGGGCUGUGCUUGGCUGGUGCUGCUGGGAAGGCUGUACCGCGCAGUGGCCCUUGUCAGCGCGCAGUAGUCUGUUGCUAGUGCGUUGUACAGCAUUAGUAGCUGUCAAGGGGGGCACGAUCUGAAUGAUUCACACGCCGACUUUCUCCGUGACGAGUCACGAUUGCCCGUCACGGUGACGGCGGGCACGGGGUGUAACAUCUGUCGCGCAUGUAACGCCGCCGCGGCGUGCGACGCACAGCUGCUUCUGGUACUGCCUCUGGUACGAGACUACGCCGUCUACAUUGUACGUCUGGUAGUAGACGAACCGGGAUCGCUGGCAACGGCACAGCUGGUGCCACGGCGCGCCACGCGUGACGCGGCUUCGUGUCUGCGGCGUCGGAACUCGCGGCGCCGUGCUCGCAUCGAGCUAAUUUGACGAGCGCUUAUUGCGGCGCCCGAUAUGCGUGCGAAUGGACUCGAAGUAGCCAGUAGCAAUAGCAGUAGAGGCAGCAGAAGCAGCAGCGAGAGCGAUAGCCCCGCUCGCCGGAGCACUGACACUACGACUAGCAGUACCGAUGGUCGACGCAUUGUCGCCUCGCGGCGUCUAUGGGAAGGGGAGCCGGCAGAGCAGCAGCAGAAGCAGCAGCAGCAGCAGAAACAGGAGAAGCAGCAGUUUUGGCACGGAAAGCGAUGGGAGCGUCGGAGACGGAGGCAGGUUCCAGGGGCGUGCUUGUUCCAGGGGCCACGGCAGCAGCAACUGAUGCUACUACGCAGCACGCUGGUGCUGCCUCUCGUGUGUCUCAUACUCUCUAGCACCGCGACUAACGGCCCUCACCUGCCCGCAGUUGUAUCACCACGCCACACCUCUGCUUCUGCUGGUGCUCCUGCUGGUGCUGCUGGUGCUGGUGGUGGUGACUGUGGUGCUACUGCCCGUGCCAGCAGCGGUGCUCCUGCUGCGUGGUUUGGUCCACUCCUUGCCUCCGCUGCUUCUAGUAGACAGCUCUCGCAGGCAGCGGGCAGUGAGGCGUGGAGGGCAACGUGGGCUGUGUCCGGGUGGAGCAGGAGGAGGAAAAAGUUCCCUCGGGAGGAGUCUCUGCGGGACGUGAAGCAGAAUCGCAGGGGAGUGGCGAACGCGGGCAUGGAAGACACCCUCAACUACUUUGACAAUGCGGCGGGACGGCCACAGCUCGCCACCUCCCCCUUCUCUACUCGCGCCUCCACCUCUCCCUUCGCCCUGCUCUCCUCGUCUUCCCCCUCCUCCCUUCCGCUACCACCACCAAGCACAACCGCAGCAGCAACAGCAGGGGCAGCAGCAGCAGCGAGUGCCCCGGCUGCGUCCCCGCGCCCUCAACGAUUCAAUGCCACCUUGCAGGCGCUGUCCGUGCACGGGAGUCCGUUUCUGACAGAGGUGGAGGUGGGGUCCAGCAAGCAACGGUUCACGGCGCUGGUGGACACGGCCACGGACCUCUUCUGGCUGCCCUGCAACUGCAUCCAGUGCGCCAACGCCAGCUCCGUCGCUGCCGUCCCGGUGAGCCCGCCCUACGACCCGACUCUCUCCAGCUCCUCGCAGUCCAUCUUCUGCCGCUCGCCCUCCUGCUCGUCCUUUGCUGCGGCCGACAAGACUGCCUCCGUGGGCUGCCUCGUGUCCUCAGCGCUGCCAGCGCCCGACCCCCUGUGCCAGUACGCCGCCACGUACACGGGGCCCGAGGGCGGCAGCGUGGGGAACCUUGUGCGGGAUGCGCUGCAUGCUGCUGUGGCGGUUGGUAGCCGCGCUGCUGCCAAUGUGACCUUCGGGUGUGGGCGGUACCAGACGGGCUUUCUGGCGGGCACGAGCGUGGCACCCGAGGGCGUGUUUGGCAUGGGGCGGGGGGCGCUGUCACCUCUCUCACAACUGGCGGCGCAGGGCCUCAUGAGCAACGCCUUCUCUCUCUGCAUGGAGGGGGACGCGGGGGCCAGAGCUGCGGCGCAGGGGGCAGGGGCAGGGGGGCGGCAGGGGGAGCGGCAGGGGGAGUGGCAGGGGGAGUGGCAGGGGAGUGGCAGGGGAGUGGCAGGGGGAGUGGCAGGGGGAGCGGUAGGGGGAGCGGCUGGGAAGCUGCUGAUGGGUGUUAGGGGGGUGCCUGCUGGCGCGCAGUCGACGGCUAUUGUGUCCAGUGAGCUAGAGCCCUUCUAUUUCAUCAACGUGACUGGGAUGGCAGUGGGCAACGCCACUCUCCCCCUGCCGCCCGCCACCUUUCCUCCCCUGAACGAGUCUGGCAACGGGGGCACCAUCCUCGACUCCUCUGCCUCGCUCACUGUGCUGCCCACCCAGGCCUACCAGGCCAUGGCCACUCAGUACCUGGUGGCGCUACCUCAGUUGAAGUACGACUAUGCUCUCAGCGACCAGCAGGGCGUCGACUGCCUCAACGCCUCCGCUUACGCUCAGCCAUCGGAGUCUGCCUUCAUGGCUCAGUUCCCGGCGCUCUCUCUCAUUCUGGCGGAUGGUGCUAUCUUCACCGUGCAGCCACCGGCCUACCUCUACUUAAUCAGUGCUGACGUCAUCUGUUUCGCCAUAACCCCCUCCCCUAACAGCAAUCAGCACACAAUAAUACCAGACUCAUGGCUCACCAACCGCUACAUGGUUUUCGACAACGAGGACAACAAGAUCUCCUGGCUCGAUACCAACUGCACCACUGGUUUCACUGACAUCGUUGACUCGCUCCCUCCUCCUGCUCCUCCUUCCCCUAAGCCCCCUCCUUCCCCCACUACCAACGCUCCUCCUCCUCCCAUUACCAACGGUCCUCCUUCCCCCGCUACCAACGCUCCUCCCUCCCCUCCCCUGUCCCCCAUUACCAACAAUCCUCCCUCCCCUCCCCCCUCCCCCACUACCAACGCUCCUCCCUCCCCUCCCCUUGCCCCCGCACCUCCCCUCGCCCCUCAGCCGCCCCCCUCGCCCUUCUCCCCGUCACCCUCUCUCACUCCAACCCCAUCUGAUUCCCCUCCGACCUACCCCUCCAUUGCUCCUUCCCCCUCCUCUCUCCCCUUCCCUCCUCUCCCCCUUCCCCUCUUCUCCCCCCUGGAGCCUCCGCCCCUUCUCCCUUUCCCCCCUCUCCCGCUGCUCCCCCAUUUCCGCACCACCACCCUUUGCCACAAGUCCCACGCUCCUGCCCCUCCCCCCAGCGCCCCUGCCCCUUCCCCCCCUGGACUACCUCCCCCACCGAUUUCACCACCAAUCACAGAACCCCCGUUCACACCCACCCCACCUCCCUCCUCUAUCGCUCCUCAGUACCCUCCCCAGUACCCUCCUCAGUACCCCCCUGCACUCCCUCCUUCUGCCAACAUCCCCCCCUCCUCUUCAUCCCCCUCCCCACCAGCUCUCCAACCCUCCCUCUCCCCUCCCUCUGCCUAUCCCUCCGCCUCCUCACCUUCCUCCCCUCCUUCCCCAUCCUCGUCCGCCCCUCCCUCUCCCCCAUCCCCCUCCGCCCCAUCCCCAUCGUCCCCUUCCUCCUGCAUGCCCUCCCCCUCCGCCUGCUCGUUCUUCUUCGAGGGCUUCCAGUCCCAACUCCCGACCUUUCAGCUUAACCCGUUGGAUGCAGUGGGGGACAUCCGCCUCUCCUCUGCGGAGCUGCGGGCGAGCGUGGGGGGGUAUGUGGCGCGCGUGAUGGCGGCCAACAGCGGGUCAGGGGCGGUGGUGUGUCCGGAGGAGCAGCGGGGGGAUGUGGGAGGGCAGCUCUACUUGACCGGACCUGACCUAAUGCAGCGCACAUUUCAGUCGCCCGACUCCCUCUUCGCCCUGGGGGGGGCGUACAUGCGGCUGGCGGUGACGAGCGCGCAGAUGGACCUGCUGGGGGAAACGUUCAACAUGAACCCGGGGGACGGCGACCCGGAGCUGCCAGAGGACUCUCGAUGCGUUGCCUUCAAGCUCGACCUGCCCUCGUGAUGCGCCUGAUGGUCAGGGUGGAUGGGGCGGAUGGGGCGGGGGGGAUGGGUUGCUGCAUCGAUCAGACUGGUGGUGGGGUGGUAACAGGAUGACUGGUGCGGUGACUUUGUGACGGCGGUGUGUCCGGUGGUCUCUGUUGCCUUGUCAGUGAUUUUGGGUCAUGGGUCAUGGGUCAUAUGGGUUUCGGGUUUAGGGUCAUGGGCCGUUCAUGGAGCGUUUGCGACCACUCUCCGUGCCUACGUGGUGCGGGUGGUGCUGUUGUCUCGGCUCUUGGCUCUCGGCUGUCGGUUGUCUGCUCUUGGCUAGCCAAGCGUAUCUGCACUCCUCGUGCAGUGCCUGGCUCAGAGGGCCACGCCGCCUGGGUUACGUUGCGCCUGGGUCUCGUCACGCUCCGUCCGGGCAUGGGUGGUUAGUUUGGGAAUAAAAUCCUACCUUCGGGUUUGUGGUGAUGCUGACUUUGGUUUGUCUAUUGACUCGCAAAUAUCCGUUCCUUACCAGUACCAAGUAAAUUUCGUUAUACGCA
Molecule: messenger RNA, 4439 nt
Organism: Closterium sp. NIES-67
Lineage: Eukaryota; Viridiplantae; Streptophyta; Zygnematophyceae; Desmidiales; Closteriaceae
Source: the annotation of a GenBank genome assembly